CAUCGAUUUCAAGUGGGAUUUUCAAAUCAGUCGAAACCUCACAGCAAGAAUAGCUAGAGUUAGUGAGUGAGUGAGUUAGAGAGAGAGAGAGUGCGUGUCUGCAAAUGAUUGACUUGGAUCUAUGUUGAACUUCAACCUUGCAGUUCAAUCUCAAAUCCCGAGCAACACCCGCCGAACUAAGAUUGAAGCAACGUAACAAGAACCGAAGCAAUUUCAGCACUGCUCAAAUUUUUCGCUUCGGAAUCUUGUUCUGCAACUCUUCCGCCAGAAUGCUGAGGGAUUUCAAACUCCCACGCCGAAAUCCUGGAAAACACGAAGAACCCGAGAAUGUGGAUCCUUUGGAUUCAUCCACCACGGUUCAGAGGCACGGGGAAGGUUGUAGACCUCCAUUGAACACAAUUCAGGAACCCGAUGCGCAUUGCGUGAGCAAGAUUGAGAGGACUCCUUCGAAGGGGAACAACAAAGGUCGUGGAGGAGCCGAGCUUCGCACGCCAGAUAAGCACGGAGGAGGGAGCAUGCUAUGGAAACAACGGUUCGGCUGGAAUCACAAGAACGACGCCGUUUCCUCGUUUGGUGAUGAGAAGAGAGGAUAUGUUGUUGGGAAUGUGACUCCUCGCGUGCCUCGCACAGUGGGGAGAGCUUCUUCUAGUGUCACGGCUUGUUCCGAGAGCAACUCCACGCAGAGCACUCCGACUAAGAGUGUGACUAAGCCGCCCCCGAGCUCAAGUGUUCGGAGCAAGGCUGAUGGAGGUGGCUUCAGUGCUCGUUUUGGGAACUAUGCUGCAUUGUACAAAGGGGUUCCCAGUUCGGCUUGCAUGGCUCCCACGGUUGUUAACACGGUCGAAGUGCCUCACUUUGAUCUCAAGGAAGAUUCUUCGUUUUGGAUUAACCACAAUGUACAGGUUAUUAUUCGUGUUCGUCCUCUCAAUAGCAUGGAGCGAUGUACACAAGGGUAUAACAGAUGCCUGAAGCAAGAAAGCUCUCAGAGCAUUAGUUGGAUUGGGCAUCAGGAAAACCGGUUCACCUUUGACCAUGUUGCGUGUGAGACCAUAGACCAGGAAACGAUUUUCAGAUUGGCUGGUCUUCCAAUGGUAGAGAACUGCCUCUCAGGGUAUAAUAGUUGUAUGUUUGCUUACGGACAGACAGGAAGUGGGAAAACAUAUACAAUGCUCGGUGAAACUGAGGAUCUAGAUGUGAAGCCUAGUCCCCAUCGUGGAAUGACACCACGCAUAUUUGAGUUUUUGUUUGCCAGGAUCCAAGCUGAAGAGGAAAGCCGAAGAGAUGAGAACUUAAAAUACAAUUGCAAGUGUUCUUUCUUGGAGAUUUACAACGAACAAAUUACCGAUCUACUUGAUCCCUCCUCUACUAAUUUGCUGCUGCGUGAAGAUGUCAAGAAGGGUGUUUAUGUUGAAAAUUUAUCUGAGUUCGAGGUUCAAAGUGUGAGUGACAUUAUAAGGCUUCUAAUUCAGGGUUCUGCAAAUAGAAAAGUUGCAGCAACAAAUAUGAAUAGAGAGAGUAGUAGGUCCCAUAGUGUUUUUACGUGUGUAAUUGAGAGCACAUGGGAAAAGGAUUCUACAACUAAUUAUCGUUUUGCAAGGUUAAACCUAGUUGAUCUAGCUGGUUCAGAAAGACAGAAGACUUCUGGUGCUGAGGGUGAGCGGUUGAAAGAAGCCGCUAAUAUCAAUAAAUCAUUAUCUACCUUGGGUCAUGUUAUUAUGAUAUUAGUGGAUGUGGCAAAUGGGAAACAGAGGCAUAUCCCUUAUAGAGACUCCAGACUAACGUUUCUUCUUCAGGACUCUCUCGGUGGAAACUCGAAAACAAUGAUCAUUGCCAAUGUCAGCCCUUCUAUCUGUUGUGCCACAGAAACAUUGAAUACACUUAAGUUUGCUCAGAGAGCAAAACUUAUACAAAAUAAUGCUGUGGUGAAUGAAGAUUCUACUGGGGAUGUAAUAGCUUUACAGCAUCAAAUUCGGCUUUUGAAGGAGGAGCUUUCUACCCUCAAACGGCAUCAGAAUGUCUCCAGGUCUUUGUCAUUUUCUUUGGCUUCUGUCAGAGAUAUAAAACAAUCACUAGAACUAGAAGACUGUUGUCUAGAAAAUGAAACUGACUUGGUUGACCAAUCUGAAGAAAAUAUGUCUGAUUAUGAAUCCAAGGGCAUCAGAAUGUCCCACAAACAGUUAAAAUCGUUGGAGACAACUCUUGCUGGUUCUUUGAGAAGAGAACGGAUGGCAGAAAUUUCUAUCAAGCAACUUGAAGCUGAAAUUGAACAAUUAAACCAUUUGGUUCGUCAAAGAGAAGAGGACACUAGGAGUUGCAAAAUGAUGCUUAGGUUUCGUGAAGACAAAAUUCGUAGAUUAGAAUCCCGACUAGCUGGUUCUAUUCCUACAGACACGUUUUUGAGGGAAGAGAAUAAAAGGCUUUCUGAGGAAAAUCAGAUACUUCAGGGAAAACUUGAUCGAAAUCCUGAAGUUACUCGGUUUGCUGUAGAGAAUAUCAGGCUUCUAGACCAACUUAGAAGAUAUCAAGAGUUUUAUGAAGAAGGGGAGAGAGAUAUUCUUUUGGCCGAAGUGUCUUCUUUGAGGGAACAAUUGCUUCAAUAUCAUGGAAGAAACUCCAUUCAGCGUAGUUCAAUUCACGACACUCAACCUCAGGAAGCUCAGUGCUGCAAGAAAGAGAAUAGUUCUUUUGAUCAAGAGCUAAGAAACACCCUUGAUGAGUUACAGGAAUGCAGGCGUAAUUUAAAUUAUUGCUUAGAGGAGAAUGCAAAACUCAGUAGGGAAAUAGACUCUCUUCACUCAAUGUUAAGCAACACAAGUGCUACAGAGGCUUCUACAAAAGGACCAUUUUGUGAUGCUCAGGCCGUUCCACCGAUGGGGGUGAAGCAUGAAACUCAAAUGUUAAAUCACACAGAAGAUGUUUUGAAUUUGCAGCUGGAAUUAGAUAUAAUGAAGGUCAUUCUGAAGGAAGAGAGGACUUUCCGUGGCAUAUUCGAGGAGCAAACAACGUACUUAAAUCAGGACCUUUUUAUGACAAAAGACAGUCUUAAGCAGACAAGCAAACAAUUAGAGGAUGCAAAUAAUGAGCUGAAAGAGGCAAAAUCUGUUAUUGAAGCUCUAGAAUCGCAGCAAAUAUUAUCUAUCAAAGAGAUAGAAGAGAUAAGGAACGAGAACAGCCAUUAUCUGGAGCUUAUGGGGAAACAAGAGCAUGAAAUCAUGACCCUGAAGAAUCAACUUGUUUCUAAAGAGUUUAGAGAUAAUUUUCCUUCUGAUCAUCCGGAGUUUGAAAAUAAGUCUCCCUUACAGGUAAGACUUAGAAGGAUGCAUGAUUCUCUUGAAAAAGCCAAGCAACUGAACAUGUCAUACCAAAGUGAUCGUGCAUUCCAGAUAUCCAAUGAGGAGGAGAUGGAUGAAAUCCGUCGGCAAGCUGAGGCUGAAACAGCUGAGGUGAUUGUCUGUAUGCAAGAAGAACUUGCCCUGCUCCAGCAUCAAGUAAAUGACAGUUAUUUGAAGGAAAAAGAAAUGAAAGAGAGUAUGCUGAAUCUGGAAACUGAAUUGAAGGAGGUGUACAAAAAAUUGCAUACAACUACUAAUGAUAAUCAAAUUUUAAAGGAAGAGAUAGGCCAGAAAGAUAUAGAACUCAUUUCACUGGCUGAAGAAUGGGAACUAUUAACCUCCGAGAUUGAAGAAAUUCUUUUUGAUGGAUGUGAGGCACUUGUUGAUGCCUCUGAACAACUUGGGGACAUAAGCAAUUCAUUUCCACAGAAACGGAUCUGGAUUUCUGAACAAGUUGGCUUGGUGGUUAGAAAAAUCUCUGAGAAGGAAUUAUUAAUUGAUGAACUUAGAAGAUGUUUGGAAGAUGCAAGCAAUAAAAGAAGUGAUAUGGAGUGUAUGUUGAAGUCCUUAAGAAGUGCAACGUUAGUGAUUACAGAAUCCCAUCAGAAGGAGUGUGCUGAAAAAGAAAAAGAAAUUCUUUUAUUGACCUCUCAACUGAGUGAAAAAACAUCUAUUGUGGCAAAGCUGAAGGAGCAGUUGUUAAUGGCUCAAGAUUAUAGCAGAAAAACGUCAAACUGCGCAACAACAGCUUUUGUGGUUGUGAAUAGAUUGUCAGAAGUGAAUCUUGGUUACCUCGAUGAUCUAAAGCAUAAGGGUAUUCAACUUAGUGAAUUCGCAGAAGCUAAUCAAACGAAGGAUGCUCUUCUCAAUGACCAAUCUGCUUCGCUUGCUCAAGCAGAAAGACAAGUAACCAAGUUACAGGAAAGGUGUAACGAAUUAUGGCAGAAGCUGUCAGAGAAGCAAGAGAACUUUUGUGCUUUGGCUCGAGAACAUAUCAGCAAAGUGUCAAACUGUGCAACUGCUGCUUUUGUGGUUGUGAAUAGAAUGUCAGAAGUGAAUCUUGAUUACCUCAAUGAUCUAAAGCAUAAGGAUAUUCAGCUCAGUGAAUUAGCAGAGACUAAUCAGAGGAUGGAUGCCCUUGUAAUGGAGCAAUCCACUUCAAUUGUUGAAGCAGAAAGGCAGAUAACGGAGUUACAGGAAAGAUGUAAUGAAUUACGGCAGAAGCUGUCUGAGGAGCAAGAGCAUUCUUGUGCUUUGGAACAAAAGCUUGGAGAUAUUGAAAAUAAUGACAUUUCAAAGACAAAGGAGCAGCUAGUGAUAUUACAAGAUGGUGUCUCUUCACUCAGGUCAUGCAUGAGCUCUUUUGCAGACCUUUCAGGCAGUCUUGAUAACCAAAAAUCAUUGGAAUCUUGCACAUCAAACUGUGAUGAUAUUGGUGAACCAAGGAUCUGUUCCGAAACACAUAUAAGCAGUGAUUCAGAUCCCCAUUCUGUUGAAGAACCUAUAGUUGACCAGGCUGACUUACCCUUUAAUUUGGACAAAUGUGGAUAUUAUAUAAAUGACUCAAAAUCAAGAAGAGUUUCCAGUGAUGUGCAUGAAAGAGAUGUAACCAUUUCACUUUUGAGAAAAGAAAUAGAAUGCGCUCUUGAAAGCUUAAAAGAAGUGCAAUAUGAGAUGGCCAGAUUGCGUGCAGAGAAAAAGGAGAUGUCAAUGUGUGAAAUGAAGAGUCAGCAAAGCAUAGAGUCCCUCACAAAGCAGAUACUUUUACUGCAAGAAGCUAUGAACCACUUUGAAGAGAAAUCCAAAGACAAGAUUGAAGUACUCAGGCAAAAACUUAGGAACCUGGAGAAGCCCCUGAAAGAAGCCAGCUCCCAUUGGCACCAAAAGAAAGAGUUACUUGAACUUGAAGUUGGGGAAGCAAAGAUCGUUCAAGCACAGAAAUCUCAGGAGGCAUCUUGUAUUCUUGCUAAAUUUGAAGAAGCACAAGAUACGAUGAAAGAAGCAGAUAUUAUGAUCAAUGGAUUGGUGAUAGCUAAUGAAUCAAUGAAGAUUGAUAUUGAGAUACUGAAAGACAGAGAAAUGACUUUACUCAAUGAAAAUGGUAUAUUAGUCAGCAAUAUUGAAAGCUUACAAACUGUUGUUGAUUUGAAGGAUCGGGAGAUAGAGGACCUUGUUGAAUCAAGUCUAGUAGAAACAAGGGAUCUAACUCUUAAGUUGGAUGAUGUCAUUAAAGAAGUCCAAUUGAUGACGACAGAAAAUUUCAUGUCUUUGGCUAGUGAUUUAGAGUGCUUAAAAUCUCAAUGUCUAUAUUCCACUAAUUUGAUACAGCCAUGGCUUGAGAAGAUAUGGUCUGAGAUAGUUUUUAAAGAUUGUGCUAUGUCUGUGCUACAUCUAUGUCACAUGGGUAUUCUCCUGGAAACAGUAACAGGGAUGCACGCAGAAAAUGGUUUGCUUUCACAUGGCUUGUGUCAAUCAAACUCUGCCAUAAGUGAUUUGAAGGAACAUAAUUAUAGGACAAAGCAAGAGCUUGAUAUGUGCAGAAUAUUGAAAGGGAAACUGCUGGCUGAUAUCAAGAACAGUUUUGAUCGCAUAACUAAGAAAGAAGUUGAAGCUGUAGAUAUCACCAACAAGCUGAACACUUUUGCUAAAAACAUAUCAGACCUUCAGCUUCAGGAGGAGAUGAUGCUGCAAAGGUCUAAUGAAAUGGGAUCCCAACUUGCUAAGCUGAUGAGGGAAUUGGAUGUGAGUAAUAUAGAUAUUGUUGCUUCACUUUUAGAUCAAGAGGCACUACUGAAACAGAAAGCUGAAGUCAUUGAUUCUCAAGCUGAUUGUUUUAUGACAGAUUGGUAUGCCAAAGACUUUGAGUCUCUUAUCUAUGCUUCUGAACUAAAAUAUAUGUCAUGUAAUAUAGCUAAUAUGGAGGAGUAUUUUGUCAAGCACUGUAUAUUAGUCGAGCAACUGAAGGAAGAAGUAAUCUUGUCCCAAGUAGAAACUUCGUUAGCAGAACAGGUUUUGAUGGAUAAGGAAGUUGAAGUUUCCCUUUUAGAAAGAGAAGUUCGGCAGACAAAAGUGGAAAGGAAAGACAUAUUAGCGGAACUGAACCAGAAUGUCUUAAGGAUUACAGAAAUGGGUGAAGUAAACAAGGUCCUUGAGCAAAAUAUUGAGUCCCUAAAGGAUGUUACUAGUUGUAAUAAUGCAUUGAAGGGUGAACUUGCUGAUGUUAAGGAGACCAGGAAAAGACUGCUCGAUAAGAUUCUUGAUCUAGAAGCUGAUUAUGACAAAGUAAUCGCUAAUGUCAUAGAGAAGGAUGUUACUUCUGAAUUUUCUUUCCAACAGAUUUCUUUACUUGAACAUCAAAACACAGAGUUAAAGAAAGUUAACUGUAUGUUGGAAAAUUCAUCUUGCAUGCUUGAGAAUGAGCUGACCCUAAAGGAUUCAGAGCUAACAAGAAUGCAGAGCUUAUUGCAAGUUGAGUUAUCCAGAAAGGAUGAUGUAAUAAAAGGACUGUUGUAUGAUCUGAGCUUACUACAGGAAUCUGCAUCUAACAGUAAAGACCAAAAAGAUGAAAUUCAAAAGUUUCUGGUUACAAUGGAGGCAUUAGAAGCAGAUCUUGCUGUUAAAUCUGGUGAACUUGCGGAGGCUGUCGCGAACUGUCAAUUGCUUGAAGCUCAGUUGCAGGAAAAAUCAGAUAUGAUUAUAGCUCUUGAGUUGGAUUUCUCAAAAGAACGUGAGGCUCUACAGUUGCAAGUCAGUGACAAUCAAGAACUUAGAAGUAAUAUUGAAGAGGCCUUGGCAGCAAGAAAGCUGUCUGACAAUGAGCUGAGAGAAAGAAUGAAGAUAACAGAGAGCUUAGAGGACGAAAUUUUAGAAAUGAACAGUGUUAUAAGCCAAAUGGAUUGUUCAAUUAAAAGCCUGAGCAGUGAUCUGGAUGAACUCACUAUUGAGAGGGAUCAGCUUCAGGGUCAAGUAAUUUGCCUAAAAGUUAGGCUUGAAAAAGCUGAAGCACAGGCUGAAGCUAAUGAAGCAAUUGCUCAAGAAACUCAAAAGGUGGCAGAAACAAGAAGAAUAUAUGCCGAAGACAGAGAAGAAGAGGUGAAACUCCUAGAGAGAUCAGUUGAAGAGCUGGAAAGUACUAUAAAUGUACUAGAAAACAAAGCUGACAUCAUUAAAGAAGAAGCAGAACGACAGCGGCUGCAAAGAGAAGAUCUAGAGUUGGAGCUACAUGCAUUAAAAGAUAUGAUGCAAAACGUCAAAAAUGUUGAUGGUGACAUGAGAAGAUUUUUGGAUGAAAAAGAGAAAGGCCUCAAUGAAGCCCUAAAUCACAUACAGUUUCUUAAGAGGGAGUUAGCAGGAAAGGAUGUAGAGAUUCAACAGAUGAAAGCUCAUAUUUCAGAGCUAAAUUUGCAUGCUGAAGCACAGGCCAAGGAGUAUAAGCAGAAAUUCAAAGCAUUGGAAGCCAUGGCUGAGCAAGUCAAACCUGAGGGUCUUUCCAUUAAUUCUUCCAGUGCUAAUUCCUGCAAUGCAUUGUCAAAUAAGUCUGAGAAAAAUGCCACCAAGUCUCGAGGUUCUAGUUCUCCUUUCAAAUGCAUUGGGUUAGGCUUGGCUCAACAGGUAAAAUAUGAGAAGGUUGAAGAGCUGUCUGCUGCAAGACUGCGCAUUGAAGAACUAGAAGCCCAGGCAGCAUGUCGACAGAAAGAGAUAUUUGCACUGAAUGCGAAAUUAGCAUCUGCCGAGAGCAUGACCCAUGAUGUAAUUCGAGACCUACUUGGAGUAAAGUUGGAUAUGACCACUUGUGUGUCACUCUUCGACAAUGAGCAAGCGGAGGAUAUUACAGAGAAAGUUAAAUUUCUUACUCUAGACCCUCAAGACAAGGAGGUCGUGAAACUUAAGAAGCAGCUGAAUGAAUUCAUUGAGGAGAGACAGGGAUGGCUGCAAGAAAUGGAUAGAAAACAAGCGGAAUUGGUGGCUGUUCAAAUUGCAUUGGAAAACCUUCGUCAGCGAGACCAGUUGCUAAAAACAGAAAACGAAAUGCUGAAGAUGGAAAAUACAAGUAAGAAGAAUAAAGUACUAGAACUGGAGGAAGAAAUUAAAAAGUUGUCUGGUCAGCAAAACCUUCAGCAGCGUAUUCAUCAUCAUGCUAAAAUUAAGGAGGAAAACAACAAGUUAAAGACACAGAACGAAGAACUCAGCGGAAAACUACGAAGGGCAGAGAUCUUCCUUUCCCGCGUCAAAGAAGACCUUGCUCGUCUUCGCUCUUCUGCUGGCGUGAAAACGAGUAUUAAUUUUGAUGAGGAGCAACGUCUGAUGAUAAAACUGAAGGAGAUCGAGGAGGAGAAAGUAGAAUUAGCUCAGCAAUUACUGAGACUGUCCACAAAUGUUCUAAAGGUUGCUGGAAUAUCAAGACCUACAGCGGACAUCAAUCCUUCUAUGGCCGAGGAAGCCCUCCAGGACCUCAAGAAUAGGAUAACUACUCUUGAAAUGGAACAUGAAGAUUUGAAGUUUAAGAAUAAAAUUAUCAAGGAAAAGAUCCGAUUAUCCGAGCUAAUGCCACAAGCUUCUCCUCUGAACUCGAGAUCUGAAGAGAAUCGUUUAACGCCACCAAGGGCAUCCCUAGCUCCAUUCCUUUCGAGUUUUGAUAGAUAGUGAAGAGUGUUAUUGUAUUCUGUUGUGUUUAGUUUAGCCAUUCAUGUUAUAUUCUUUGGUUAUGCUGUAAAUAACGUGUAUGUUAGCAAUCUACCUGUAAAUAAUCUUUAUGCA
Vigna radiata var. radiata (mung bean) is the source of this 9089-nucleotide messenger RNA. RefSeq names its product kinesin-like protein KIN-12D. The coding region runs from base 270 to 8975 and encodes 2901 amino acids. The transcript is spliced from 38 exons. The record is from RefSeq and is a predicted model, not a curated record. Gene Ontology annotation, biological process: microtubule-based movement. Lineage: Eukaryota; Viridiplantae; Streptophyta; Magnoliopsida; Fabales; Fabaceae. Gene Ontology annotation, molecular function: microtubule motor activity; microtubule binding; ATP binding.